UACCACAGUACUCGCUUGCCACACUAGCGCCAGAACAUAAGGCCAACUUGAACUGGAAAUGUGCAGCGCCUAUGUGUCGGCUCCAGCUGGUCUCUCCUGUGGUUCUCCAUAGUCGGUGUUGCUUCUGCCCACCGAGACACGCUUUUGAUAACACCAUCAUUAUCCCGUUAUGGCGUCGAUAGAAUCGCGCAAAGAUGAGGAGGCCACCAUCAAGGUCGCCUCGGCCAAAAACUCCGUCGCUCCCUCGGGGCCACAGUCAUUCGGCAAAAUCAAACUCAAGAAAGCUGCGCCAAAACAGGUCAAGGCUGGCAAUUGGAAGGAGGCCACUGUUCUUGAAGACGACAAGAAGAAACCCAAAGAAGGUGCAAUCACCGCCACGUCACCCGGACCUGUCAUCAACCAGCUCGAUGAUAGCAGCCGCGAAACCUUCAGCACCGGCCGGCCCCUCGAAGAUCUUCCGGACAUGUUUCAAUGCAAGCACUGCAAGAAGGGCAUCACGCGAUCUGCGGCCAAGGACCAUAUUGCGCAGUGCCUGAGGAUCAAGAAGGAGAAAGCACAGCGCAAGAAGGAGGCCCGGGAGGCGCGUGAACGGUUAAAGGAAGCUGCCAGGGAGGAAGAGGCACGCAAGGCCGAAGGGGACGGUGCCGCCCGGGGCGACGGCGACAGCGACGACGACGACGAGCAGAAGGACGGCAGCGCCGGCAAAACAGCGGGCAAGGCAAAGAAGAUGAAUGUCGCGGGCAAGAAGAGGAAGGCCGAAAGCGAGCUUGAUAAGAGCAAGGCCAAGAAAAAGAAGGAUGAGCCCAAACCGAAAGCGGCGAAGCCAAAGGGACCCGUGGACGUUGAGAGGCAGUGCGGCGUGAUCCUGCCUAAUGGCCAGCCUUGCGCGCGGUCCCUCACCUGCAAAAGCCAUAGUAUGAGCGCCAAACGCGCUGUCCCUGGCCGGUCGCUGCCGUACGACAUGCUUUUGGCCAAUUACCAAAAGAAGAACCAAGCGAAGCAGCAAAAGGCCGCCAUUGAUGCCAACGCGCCCUUGGAGGACGAGGACGAUGCCAACGCAGGGACAGUCGACAGUGACGAGGAGACAGCUGCUGUGAUGUCAGCCCUGGCCUGCUGGAACCCGCAGCCGGUCGUGCCGCAGCCUGUAUUCGCACCGACUAAGCGUCAGUAUCAGUUAGCACGCCUCCACGAACAGUUACAAACCGCGACCAACGGAGGACGAGUCAACAUCUUCAAGGUCGUCGGCUACGGCGCCCAGCGACUUCCCGAGGGGCACCCAGGCCUCGUCGACUCUGAGGAUGCACCGGGUGAGCCCGAUCCCGCGGUCGUGGGGGGCGGGGGCGACUUCUCGCGGCGAUCUUCGAGCUUCAGUUUCGGGGGACCGUCGGAGCGACGGCCAUCGGUGACCGGUCGAGCGUAGAGUUCUCGAUCCCAGAGCGUGCCGUUAGCUCGACAACCCGGUAAUUCUGGACCUAGUCUGUAUUCGCACAGCCGCCUUGUCCCCACCGCAACUGCAAGUAGUUCGCUUCAACAGCAGCCCCCGCGAGUCAUUGCGGCACGAUCCACCCCAGCGAUGGGCUCGACUUCCCGCCCGAGCAUGACGCCACCAACUCCCUUACAGUUGCCGAUGCAGGCGCAGGCCACCGAUGUGACGGCCU
Chaetomium strumarium is the source of this 1658-nucleotide messenger RNA. RefSeq names its product SCA7, zinc-binding domain-containing protein. The record is from RefSeq and is a predicted model, not a curated record. Gene Ontology annotation, biological process: RITS complex assembly; regulation of transcription by RNA polymerase II; regulatory ncRNA-mediated heterochromatin formation. Bases 170 to 1420 code for a protein of 416 amino acids. Gene Ontology annotation, cellular component: SAGA complex. The transcript is spliced from 3 exons. Lineage: Eukaryota; Fungi; Ascomycota; Sordariomycetes; Sordariales; Chaetomiaceae.